AUGAUCAGAAAUCGAGUACAGCAGCUCAGACGCAACCUCACCCAACAGAACAUCCAUGCCUUCUUUGUUCCCUCAGAGGAUGCCCAUAGUAGUGAAUAUAUCGCUGACGCAGAUAAGCGUAGAGAAUGGAUCUCAAACUUCUCUGGAUCUGCGGGAGAUGCUCUUAUUACUGAGAAAGAGGCGCUUCUCACCACAGAUGGUAGGUAUCAUCUCCAAGCCACCCAGCAACUCGACAGCUCCACCUACAAGCUCCUCAAAGCGGGCGUUCCCGGUGUCCCUGCGUGGUAUGACUACCUUAUGCAGCACUACACACCACCAUUCCGCAUUGGCGUCGAUCCUAAGCUCGUUGCUUUUUCCCAAGUCUGCAAAAUCCAAGACAAACUAAAAGCAAAACCUGGUUUCGAUUUGGUGGCAGUGGGCAGCAACCCAAUUGACGAGAUAGCAGAACUGCCUGGAUAUCCCAAUAGCGAGGUAUACGUGCAGCCACUAACGUACGCAGGUCGCAGCGUGUCCGACAAGCUGAACGACUUGCGAGGCUAUCUGAACAAAGAAAAUGCACAUGCAUUUAUCGUUACUACGCUCGAUGAGACAGCGUGGCUGCUCAACCUCCGCGGCUCAGAUAUUGUCUACAACCCGCUCUUCUUCUCGUACGCCAUUGUCACCGCGAAUGCGUGCACAUUGUAUGUAGACAGUGGACGAAUGACGCAGGAGGCUAUCGACCAGAUGCGCAGUGCGGCUGUAGAAUUAAAGCCGUAUGCGGACUUCUACCCCUCUCUCCCCCCGCUCAGCUGCGAUGCGGAGGAUGCGCAGAGAAAGGUACUCGUCUCAGACAAGGCUAAUUGGGAGGUAGUCAGGGCGGUUCGCGAGGAACAUGUUCGCGUCGCUCGCUCUCCUGUAGGUGAGGCUAAGGCGGUGAAGAACCAAGUAGAAUUGCAGGGUGCGCGGGCAGCACAUGCACGCGAUGGCGUCGCUCUCACGCAGUACUUUGCCUGGCUGGAAGAGGGCCUGCACGAUGGACAUACUGUUAAGGAACACGACGCUGCACUCGUUUUGGAACAGUAUAGAAGCUCCCUCGACUUAUUCAGAGGUCUCUCGUUCAACACUAUCUCAGCAACAGGGGCCAACGGUGCGGUGAUACACUACAGUCCCAGUGAGACGGAUUCAGCUGUGAUUGACGUUGAGAAAGUCUAUUUGUGCGAUUCCGGUGCACAGUUCCUCGAUGGCACAACUGAUGUGACGCGCACUUACUUCUUCGGGAGGACUAACCCAGGUGAGAAGCUGAAGAGGGCUUUUACUAGAGUGCUUCAGGGCCAUAUCGCCCUAGCUAGCGCGGUUAUUCCCAACGAUAAAGUACCGGGAGCUUUCAUUGACGCAAUUGCUAGAAUGCCGCUGUGGAGAGAAGGGCUGGAGUAUAUGCACGGGACUGGACAUGGGAUCGGCAGCCAUCUAGGGGCGCAUGAAGGACCACACUCCAUCUCUCCUAGAUUCAACGACACGACGUUGAAACAGGGAUAUCUGGUUUCGAAUGAGCCAGGGUAUUAUGAGGCUGGCACGUUUGGAAUACGCACCGAAGCAAUACUGGCCAUCGUUCCUUACAAAGCACCAAAUAGCACAGAUGAGACGCAGUUUGCGGGUUUUGAGACACUCACACUGUGUCCAAUCGGCACAAACCUGAUAGAAGUCGAAUUACUUAGCCAAGGAGAGAAGGAGUGGCUGAACGAAUAUCACGAAAGGUGUUUAAAGACGCUGAAGCCGGAGCUGGAGAAGAGGGGUGAUGAGAGAGCCAUUAGAAUUUUGAUUGCCAUUGUCUCUGCCAUCGUGCACACCACUAAAGCCAAGAUUGUCAAAGUUAUCGUUGUCCAUGAGGCCAUUGUGCAUUCUACAUUUGAGAUAAGCUUUGGAGAGUUGCCUGCAUGCGCCGUUGUUGUUGCUGUUGUGGCGUAG
Molecule: messenger RNA, 1944 nt
Organism: Wallemia ichthyophaga EXF-994
Lineage: Eukaryota; Fungi; Basidiomycota; Wallemiomycetes; Wallemiales; Wallemiaceae
Product: putative Xaa-Pro aminopeptidase P
Exons: 4
Coding region: 1-1944 (647 amino acids)
Molecular function (GO): metalloaminopeptidase activity
Source: RefSeq, a predicted model, not a curated record